Messenger RNA from Lepisosteus oculatus (spotted gar), 3399 nucleotides. RefSeq names its product NF2, moesin-ezrin-radixin like (MERLIN) tumor suppressor a (gene nf2a). Gene Ontology annotation, biological process: regulation of hippo signaling; regulation of gliogenesis; negative regulation of cell population proliferation. Gene Ontology annotation, cellular component: filopodium; apical part of cell; cytoskeleton. Gene Ontology annotation, molecular function: actin binding; integrin binding. NCBI's taxonomy places the organism in Eukaryota, Metazoa, Chordata, Actinopteri, Semionotiformes, Lepisosteidae. The record is from RefSeq and is a predicted model, not a curated record.
AGGUCGAUGGUAGGGGCCUCCUCUGGAACAGGCUCACGGGUUGUGUUGUGGCUUUGUCUUGCAUUUGCAACUUUGUAAUCGUUCACCAGGAGUGUUUCGAAAAGUUACGUCUCAAGAGGAAACAAAAUAAAUAAAGAUAGGGGUUGAGUCCGUCCCCGCCCCAGUGGAAUAUAAUGUUUUACUGUAUUCGAAAAUCUGAGAUGAGAAACUUCUGGAAUGUACUAGUGGGAAAGCAUUUCUUCAAGAGAAAAUAAUUUACUGCAACUGGACGUAUCACAGAAGUCCCUUCGUAGUCUUCGAGCAGCUGUAGCUUCCUACCCUAGCUAAAGAAAGGGGAAGAAACAUGAAACUGGACAGUUUAUGAAAGAUAUCUGCAUGGGUUGGGAUGUCAAUAAGGAAGCUGUAAAUUGAAAAUGCACUCAUAAGUAGGACUACAAAAAGGUUCAUGCGUGCGCGCCCGAGUUCGUGUUGCUGCUUUUAAAGGGUCUUAACAUAGGUACGAGAAACAAAAAUUAACACUAAAUAUUGAGCCUUUUGUUGCCACGUCCAGGUUUGAGUGACAUCAUUACAAUGAAAACCGUAACACCGGAAUGAGCACGUCUGAAUAUUGUGCCUGUGAAGUAACUGAUGAUAUUUAAUCAUCAGAAAGCUGAUGAUUUAAAGUAAUUCAAUCAAGGGACUUUCUUUUUUGGCUGGGGACUUUGAUAAAUGUAGUCUUCUACAAUCUGCCUGCGCUAAAAUGAUGACCUGAGUUUGGAUUUGGAACAUCUCCACGUUGUAGUUUUUUUUAAAAAGAACUCUGCAAAUUUGACUUUUUUCGGAAAUAAGUUUUUAUCUUUUUUUUUUUGCUUUAGUUGGGGCUUAUGAGGGAAUAAUGUUUCAUUCAAGACGAAUGACGUUCUGCAAGCAAAACGUUUUUACGUGGGGUGCAGUUUAAACUGAAGCAGUGCAAAAAAUAACUUUACAUGAAAACAAAUUAAAAUUAGAUAUAGAACGUCCAUUCACAAUGGCGAGUGCUAUAGCAUCCAGGAUGGGUUUGAAGUCUCUGAGAAGAAAACAGAUAAAAACCUUUAACGUAAGAAUUAUCACUAUGGACGCUGAGAUGGAGUUUAGUUGUGAGGUCAAAUGGAAAGGGAAGGACCUGUUUGAUUUGGUUUGCAGGACACUGGGGCUCAGGGAGACCUGGUUCUUUGGGUUUCAGUAUCAAGUGAAGGAUACUGUGGCCUGGCUAAAAAUGGACAAGAAGGUCUUGGACCAUGAUGUGCCAAAGGAAGAACCAAUCACCUUCAAUUUCCUAGCUAAAUUCUAUCCAGAAAACGCAGAAGAAGAGCUUGUGCAGGAAAUCACACAACAUCUGUUCUUCCUUCAGGUGAAGAAGCAGAUACUCGAUGAAGAAAUCUACUGCCCUCCUGAGGCUUCUGUUCUCCUGGCCUCCUAUGCUGUCCAGGCCAAGUAUGGAGACUAUGAUCCAAAUGUUCACAAGCCUGGGUUUUUAGCUCAAGAAGAGCUGCUACCAAAAAGGGUUAUAAACCUGUACCAGAUGACACCUGAGAUGUGGGAAGAAAGAAUUACUGCCUGUUAUGCAGAACACAGAGGAAGAGCAAGGGAUGAGGCAGAGAUGGAGUAUUUGAAGAUAGCCCAGGACCUAGAGAUGUAUGGAGUUAACUACUUUUUCAUUAGGAACAAAAAGGGAACUGAUUUGCUGCUAGGAGUGGAUGCUUUGGGUCUUCAUAUAUAUGAUCCAGAAAACAAGCUCACUCCCAAAAUCUCCUUUCCCUGGAAUGAAAUCCGCAACAUUUCCUACAGUGAUAAAGAGUUUGCAAUAAAGCCCUUGGACAAGAAGACAGAUGUUUUUAAGUUUAACUCUUCAAAAUUAAGAGUCAAUAAGUUGAUUCUCCAGCUUUGCAUUGGGAACCAUGACCUGUUCAUGAGAAGGAGAAAAGUGGACUCUCUGGAGGUUCAGCAGAUGAAGUCUCAGGCCAGAGAGGAAAAGGCUAGGAAGCAGAUGGAGCGCCAGCGGUUGGCCCGCGAGAAGCAUCUCAGGGAAGAGGCGGAGAGGGCACGAGACGAGCUGGAGAGGAGGCUGCUCCAGUUGCAGGACGAAGCACAGAUGGCCAAUGAGGCCCUGCUGAGGUCAGAGGAGACUGCGGACCUGCUGGCAGAGAAAGCCCAGAUCGCAGAGGAAGAGGCCAAGCUGCUGGCCCAGAAGGCAGCGGAGGCUGAGCAGGAGAUGCAGCGGAUAAAAGUGACAGCCAUUCGCAGUGAGGAGGAGAAGAGGCUGAUGGAGCAGAAAAUGCUGGAGGCAGAGAUGCUGGCUCUCAAAAUGGCAGAGGAGUCAGAGAGAAGAGCCAAGGAGGCAGAGCAACUGAAGCAGGAUCUGCAGGAGGCUCGGGAGUCCGAGCGCCGGGCGAAACACAAGCUGCUGGAAAUCACUAGCAAGUCUGCAUACACACCGGCAAAUUCGUCUGCCAAUGCCAUGCCACCUGACAUACCCAGCUUCAACUUCAGCAGCGAGAACCUCACCUUCGAUUUCAAAGAUACCGACAUGAAACGUCUGUCUAUGGAGAUCGAGAAAGAGAAAGUGGAAUACAUGGAGAAGAGUAAACAUUUGCAAGAGCAGCUGAAUGAGCUGAAAACGGAGAUUGAGUCUUUAAAACUCAAGGAGAGAGAGACUCCCUUAGACAUCUUGCACAAUGAGAAUGCAGAGAAAGGGAACAGCAAGCAGAGCAACUUUAAAAAGCUUACUUUGCAGAGCACAAAAUCCAGGGUUGCCUUCUUCGAAGAGCUCUAAAUGCCUAGAGGGAUUUCUUUCCCUUCCUGGACAAGACAGAAGUCGCGACUCCUAAAACUCUUCAGGCAGAGAUGUGACAGGAUGGAAUACAAUCUAAUGGUACCUCUAAAUACAGAAGGAAAGACAUUGACCAAAUUUAGAGCCUUGUUUACAUGGGCUUGGAUUGUAUACUCACUACAACAGUAAAGAUUGCAGUAUCUCUAGGAUUACCAAGACUUAAAAUGAUUUCAAGUGUAUCAUGAAAUUAAUAGGAAUGAAAUCCUUUGAAUGCCAUGUGAAGCUUCUGCAUGAAACUGACAUGAAGGAAGGAUGUUAAUCUGUGCUUGCUCAGUUUUUACAUACUGUAUCUAUUGAAAAAUACUUUUUUAAAGUGUUUAUAAUGACAUGAAGUUUGACUUUUAUAGUAUUAUGAAUUGGAUCUGACAGUUUGUGAUGGUUUAAAAAACAUGUAUAACCUUGUGUUUAAUGGUUACAAAAUGGACAGGAAAGAUUUAAAACGCUGUUUGCAAAAUGCAGUUUCUGUGUAAAUUGAAUUAAUGGAUUGAUGGUGAUAUUUGGAAACAUCAUUAAAAAUGGAUACAUAACAAAAAUGCCCCUUUCUUUAAAAA